This is a messenger RNA of Piliocolobus tephrosceles (Ugandan red Colobus), 4658 nucleotides long. It is a transcript of the gene FGF14, whose product is annotated as fibroblast growth factor 14. Gene Ontology annotation, molecular function: growth factor activity. The record is from RefSeq and is a predicted model, not a curated record. The transcript has 7 exons. Lineage: Eukaryota; Metazoa; Chordata; Mammalia; Primates; Cercopithecidae. The coding region runs from base 1204 to 1695 and encodes 163 amino acids.
CCUGUAACUCACAUCCGAGGCUGGGCGAGGAAUCCGGAGGGGAGAUUUUCCUCAUGCUCACGGUUGUUGGAAACUGGAAGAGUGAGAGGAAGGAGGAAGGGGAUUUGUGGCGCUCUCUACCUACUACAAGACUGACAAGGGGAGGGGGCACCUAAAUUUGCAUCUUUUCUUCGUGGUGAUUGAGAACUGCAGGUUCAAACCGAUCCCACUGAGCACUGGCGAUUGAUUAUAAAAAAAAAAGUCGACACUGGGAGAAGGGAGGCUCUGUCUUCGGCUGUCAGACUCAAUCUCGGAGGUGGUAUUGGUGUGUGAGUGUGUGUGGUGGUGUUUUUUUUUUUUUUUCCUUUUUUUUUCUUUUUUCUUUCUUUCUUUCCUGUUUUUUUUUUUUUUUUUUUUUUCCUUCUCUCCUAGGGGCUACACAAUGGCAGUCUUCUCUCAGUAAGAUGAAUCCUGCUUUGCCUUCUGCAGAUCCACCCAUCCUCAUAGCGAUCAAGUAAAAAGGCUAUGAUUUUCUCUUUGGGGAUCUUUUGUGCAUUACUGUUCUUCCUGAUUAGUUUUGAUCUCAGUUGGGAUCUCUUUGCUUUUUUGUUUGGUUUCAUGCUGAAAAAGGAUUUUUUCUCCGACCCUUUGGUAAUAAUCCGGUGGUGAUCGAGGGGGGAUAAAUCAUUCACCCUGGCCGAAAAAAAACAAUCACUGAGAAGUCUCAAAGAAAUAUACCACGUGAGGGGAAAAAACUGGGAGAAGAUCCGGAAUAUUAUCGUUUUUCCUAUGGUAAAACCGGUGCCCCUCUUCAGGAGAACUGAUUUCAAAUUAUUAUUAUGCAACCACAAGGAUCUCUUCUUUCUCAGGGUGUCUAAGCUGCUGGAUUGCUUUUCGCCCAAAUCAAUGUGGUUUCUUUGGAACAUUUUCAGCAAAGGAACGCAUAUGCUGCAGUGUCUUUGUGGCAAGAGUCUUAAGAAAAACAAGAACCCAACUGGAGAAUGUUGUCAGUGUUUCAGUCAGUGCUUGCUGCUGAGGCAGGAGAGAAUAAUUGUGUAAAGAGGGGCUCCUGCAGUGCAGGACAGGAAGCCACCAUGUGAGCACCACGUCCAUGUGCAGGUCGUAGGCUUCAUUAUAUCCUGAAUACCAUGCCUCAGCAUUUCAUAUCCCCAGCUCAAGGGUAUAGUGACCAGGUUAUAUUGCAGGCAAGGCUACUACUUGCAAAUGCACCCCGAUGGAGCUCUCGAUGGAACCAAGGAUGACAGCACUAAUUCUACGCUCUUCAACCUCAUUCCAGUGGGACUGCGUGUUGUUGCCAUCCAGGGAGUGAAAACAGGGUUGUAUAUAGCCAUGAACGGAGAAGGUUACCUCUACCCAUCAGAACUUUUUACCCCUGAAUGCAAGUUUAAAGAAUCUGUUUUUGAAAAUUAUUAUGUAAUCUACUCAUCCAUGCUGUACAGACAACAGGAAUCUGGUAGAGCCUGGUUUUUGGGAUUAAAUAAGGAAGGGCAAGCUAUGAAAGGGAACAGAGUAAAGAAAACGAAACCAGCAGCUCAUUUUCUACCCAAGCCAUUGGAAGUUGCCAUGUACCGAGAACCAUCUUUGCAUGAUGUUGGGGAAACAGUCCCGAAGCCUGGGGUGACGCCAAGUAAAAGCACAAGUGCGUCUGCAAUAAUGAAUGGAGGCAAACCAGUCAACAAGAGUAAGACAACAUAGCCAGAUCCUCACAGGUGUUGUGACUUAUUCGUCCUGAGCACAGUUGAGUGAUUUAUCCUCAGCAGACAUUCCUGCUCCAUGGCUGAAGAGCAGCAGGAAGUAAGCUAAUGCUUACUCUUUGCUGUCUCCGAACUUCUCUGUUGCAAGUGGAUAAAUCUCAACCUGUUGCACCCCCCACAACAAGAAGACACCUGGAUAACCAGCUAAACUCAGACCAUGGAAUGCCCUACCAGAUAUGGAAUGCCUUUUUAAUAUCUUUUCUGUGACUGUGACACUUCAUGUGAAUGACAUACUUCACAAGUACACUCGAUACCUUGCCUGCUGACAGCUACCCAUAAUCCUUUUUGAGUCCCGUUUCAGCGAAAUCUAUGUGUUUAAGUUCAAUUUUGUAGCACACAAAUAAUAUUGAGUAAUUUCUAGUUAGAUGCUGUAAACCUGUGCUAUUAUGGAUUUCUCUUCUUCCCAUUUUUACAGGGCUGCUCGCUCCACUGUCUGUGACCUUUUGCAGGGAUUUUUGUUCCUCUAAAUCUUAAAUGUUGCCGUUGGCUUAGGUCGGAGAGCAAUCAGGGAAUCAGGAAGCCUUCUAAACCUGUUAUUACAAAUUGCAUCUAUAAAGAUUAAGAUUGUUGUCUCUGGCUCACACUAUGGAUUAAACACACAUAUACGCUCUGUUCAGUAGCAGAUACUGUGCUCCCAAGGUCGGCAUUGCCUGGGUGGGAAAAUGGCUCAAACACAAUCCACGGAAGCUCUCUAUGAUAUGUGUUUGACAUCCCCCUCUAGUUUCUUUGUGUGUGUGUGUUUUAUACAUAUCACAAGCUUACUGGUAAUGGUAACAUUUGCCUUGCCCAGCGAGCAAGACCCACUGGUUUUUGAGAAAGUGGGUCCAAAGAUUUCUGUAGGCCUUGUAGGCCUGAUUAAGGUUCAUUUUUCAUCUAUUAAUUCUCAUUAUUUGGAAAAAAAAAAAAAAAAAAAAGGAAAACCAAUCAUUACAACCUACAAGAAUUGCGCUACCUAAAUCCAUUUCAAAUAUACUCCAUCCUGUUUUUAAUGAACCAAACUUACUUAACGCCAUCCCCGUUUCUGGCUGCGUUCCCCUCAUACUCAGCAGAGCAUGGGCAAGACGGCUGUUGUGUUCUUUCCUGCAGCAGCAAUGCAAACGUUAGUUAUAAAUUAGACUUUAAUAUUUUUGGUGUUUAAUGACAAGUUUUUAAACUGGACAUAUUAGGAAAAAUAUUUUUUUUAGCUCAGCAUGCUGAGUCCGGUACUGUGUAUUUCACCAGUACAUGCCUCUAACUCAGCAUUUGGGACUCCUGUUGCCCAGUGGCUAGGUUAGAGGUGCCUUGCCAUGAUCUCAGAAUACAGUCUGUUGAAUUAUUCUAGAUGAAAAUAAAGGCAAACCAACACAUUCAUCCAUCAGGAUUUUGGUCCAUUCCAUUUAUUUCCUUUUGUUUUAUUUUGCAUUCUUAAUUUCCUUUUUAAUUUAAUACUGUUUGAACUCUGAGCUUAGGGAAGACAACUACCAAGAAAGGCCAGGAACAGUUGACUACACAGUGAAGAUUCCAUGCAAAAUGUUCAAUACUGGAUCUAAAGGGGUUCAUACUAAACUGGGAAUAUAUUUGUUAACUCUGUGUACACCUAAUAAAAUUCAAUGUUUUCUUCUCAGAAGAGUUCAUUGAGACCAAACUGAACCUCAUUUAUUGAAAAUUAUAUGUGGGAUCAAUGUACUGGCCUCUUGUUAUUCUUUCUAUGUGGGCGGAUGACCCAGUCAUCAUUUUCCCCAUCUGCACUGUAUUGGGAAAUUAUUUUGUCACUGCUUUCAUAAAUCUUCAUGACAGCCCUUGCCCAGCAUUAAAAAAUUCUGGCCUGCUUAGCUGAUUAAAGGUUUAGUAUAAAUUUAACUGUUUAUGCUUAUUUCAUUUUCAUAUUGGAUUCUACUUGAAUAAAUAAAAAGUUAGUUAGCAGAAUGUUUGAGUAGAUUUAUUGUCAAUGAUGCUAAAUUACAAAUAUAACAAUGAUUCCUUUGGUCAUUUUUGAUUCGGUGUUAUGUCUUUUUGAAAUCUACUGUUUUUUAACAGCAUCAGUUAAAAUAACUUCCAUUAACCAAUUAUUUUCAGAAAACAUAUAUCCCAUAAUAUGUGGCCAACUAUGAGUAAUUAACUUGUAAUCCAAUCAAAUGGGCUUAUAGACACUACUUACAGCAACACAUCACACACACACACACACCACAAACAGUCCCAGCUGUUUGUUACUGAUAAUCAGCCCUACUUGCUGGUUUCUUUGUCCCCUGCAAGUCUGUUUAUUGGUUUAAAUUAUUAAGAUUUAUUUUUGUAAAUGACUGAGAUUUAUGUAAAUGUGUAUCUCUGUGGUGUUUUAUAGAUGGGGUGUCUAUAAGGGCAUUUAUCCCUAUGAAGGAUGUCAAAUACUUUCUUCUAAUAUAUGUUUAGACAUAUUGCAGAGGGGUCCUUGUUAUUUGUAAUUGAGUUAGGUCAUUUACUUUGUGUCUGGUCUCACCUGUUGCAUGGGAAGAGGACAGCACUGAUGAGCUGCAUGUAGUAGGUACCUGUGUAUCAAGAACUGUUGGUAUGUAUUGCUAAUUUGCAUACAAAGAGUUUGUCUGCAUUGUACAGUUUCUGUGUUUAAUAUCAUUUGUUGUAUUCACAAAUACAACAUAUUGAAUAAAAUAUUUAUAUGAAGGCAUAUUCAAAAACAUCAAACAACUUUAUGUAACAAAAUGGCAUUGCAUCACCCACCAAUAUAGAGAAAUGUCAUGUAAAUAAGUUGGUAAACUCAAUUUCCCCCUUUACCAUGCCAAAGAAAAUUUUAGCUCUUUGACGAUACCUCUCUUGCUAUUUGUUUGGGAUAAGACUUCGCCAUAUUUUCCCCUCAGAAAUUAAGUUUGCUGUUAUUAAGUAAGUGCAAUCUGUCACUACUGAUGUUCCGUAUAGUAAACCUGAUGGAAUUCA